Molecule: messenger RNA, 2601 nt
Organism: Pectinophora gossypiella (pink bollworm)
Lineage: Eukaryota; Metazoa; Arthropoda; Insecta; Lepidoptera; Gelechiidae
Product: sodium-coupled monocarboxylate transporter 1
Exons: 13
Coding region: 142-2226 (694 amino acids)
Biological process (GO): transmembrane transport; sodium ion transport
Cellular component (GO): membrane
Molecular function (GO): symporter activity
Source: RefSeq, a predicted model, not a curated record
UUGGUGUGUAGUAGGCAUAUCACUAGAGUGUUUCAGAGUCACGACACGCUCCGGAACAAUCAGACAGUUCUUCCCACUUCAGGAAAUGUAAACAUAUCAGUGAUCGUUUUAAUUUAAAGCUAAAUUGCUACAUUAGUGAAGAUGUCAAGACAACACUGUAGAAGUAUAUUUCCAAGGAUAUACGGUAAACAUAAGAUCGUCAUAAUAACUUCAGUAAUAUGUUGGGCCUUAAGUUGUUGCUUGGUAUCAGCAUCGCCAAGUCUACGGAGACACACAACGACCAGAUCAAAUAACGUGACAAUAUCUAUAGAGAAGAAUGUAACAGAUCCGAACGAACUGUUUCAUUGGGAAGACUACAGCGUCCUGGCCACCAUGCUGAUAGUAUCAUGUGCCAUCGGUGUCUUCUACGGAUAUUUCGCUGAACAACAAACCACUGGAGAUGACUUCCUGCUCGGAGGAUCCUCGAUGGGAACAUUCCCUAUGGCUCUAAGUCUCGCCGCGAGUUUCAUCACAGCCAUAGAGUUAUUGGGCAAUCCAGCUGAGAUGUACAUGGCAGGCGCACAGUUCUGGAUGAUUUGCAUCGCUUUUGUCCUCGUUGUGCCUAUAACGAGCCAGCUUUACUUACCAGUGUUCAUGAGGCUACGACUCACAUCAUGCUAUGAAUACCUGGAAGUGCGAUUCUGCAAAUCGAUACGCGUGUACGCAAGUGCACUGUACAUGAUGCAGAUGAUACUGUACACGGCGGUGGCGGUGUAUGCGCCGGCGCUGGCGCUAUCUGACGUUACUGGCUUGAACACCUAUCUAGCAGUAUCUCUGGUGUACGUGGUGUGCAUAUUCUACGCUUCACAGGGCGGCAUGAAGGCGGUGAUAAUGACGGAUACGUUCCAGUCAGCCGUGCUGCUGGGUUCACUGGCUGUGGUGCUGGCCAUGGGCGCAGCCAAGGUCGGCGGCCUCGACGCCGUCUGGGACCACGCGCGACGGACUGAUAGACUGCAUUUUUUUGAUAUGAAUCCGGAUCCGACGGUGCGGCAUUCGUUUUGGUCUGUGGUCGUAGGCGGCACCAUGUACUGGACCAGCAUGUUCUGCGCAAAUCAAGCAUCAGUACAGAAGUACUUGUCGGUGGAGCGCAUCGCGCAGGCGCGGAUCGCGCUAUGGGUGUCUGCCCUCGGCCUCACCGCCGUAUACUCCGUCAACUUUAUCACCGGCGCGGUUCUCGCCGCUCAUUAUGCAGACUGUGAUCCGAUUCAGUCAGGUGCGAUCAACGCGUCGGAUCGAUUGCUGCCUCUAUACGUGGUGCGACAACUGGGUGCUGCCAGAGGUGUCCCAGGAUUCUUCGUCGCUGGCAUCUUUGCGGCCAGCCUUGGGACGGUAGCUUCUGCGUUGAACUCCUUGGCCGCAAUAGCGUGUCAGGAUCUGGCCACUGGUCUUCUUGGCAUAACGCUACCUGAGAACAAAGGGGCUACUAUAGCGCGAUGGGUGUGUCUAGCAUGUGGCGCAGUGUCCUUUGGACUAGUAUUCCUGGUGGAGAGACUCGGGCCGGUGCUGCAACUGGCUCUCUCGUUCAACGGCAUAGCUGGUGGCGUCUCUCUCGGACUCUUCUCCUUGGGCAUGCUGUUCCCAUGGGCUAAUGCUAAGGGCGCAGUGGCGGGUGGAGUGUUCGGUCUUCUGCUGGUGGUGGCGGCAGGUGGAGGUGCGCAACUGGCACAAGUGCCCCUGCACCGGCUGCCGGGCUCCGUCAAGGGGUGCCCAGCCUCUCACAACCUCACCAUACAGAUGUCAAUGAACCCUACUGAAAACCACGACGAAGCAGUAUUCUGGUUAUUCCGCGUGUCGUACCUAUGGUAUUCCGGGCUGGGAUGCGCAGCCACACUGCUGGCGGGGCUGCUAGUAUCCGCGCUCACUGGCGCCAACGACCCCGCAAACGUGCCCAUCGACCUCAUAUCACCGCCAGUUGUCGCCUUCCUCAACUCCUUGCCCAACAAAGUGAAGAAGUUGCUGAGGGUUCCGGCGCGAAUGGGGUCGGAGCGGCGGCGCAGCUCAAGUCUGCGGCCUCCGAGUGUAGCGGAUGACAAGGACACGCGGCGGCGGCGGCGGCUGUCAGAAAUGGCGGGCGGAGUCUUCUACAGCGACGCCGCCUCGCAGACCCGCGGACACGACAACCUCGCCCUACGCCUCGAAACUGAAAAACCACCCACAAUAGAAAACAACCAGCACACCAGCUUCUAAACCACUUUAUUACGAAAACCAAAGAUAAUCCAAAUAUUGAUUACACGCCAACCAUGUACAAAUCGUUAAAUACUAACGAAGUAUUUAAGCUCUAGGUUAAUUAUUUAUAAGUUAAAAUAAUUUUAUUAAAACGCUUAGUGGGUAUGUACUUACCGGUCGAAGCCUCAUCCAGGAGUUGUUGAUCUUUGUUAUAGGAACAUAGGAAUUUGUUCAGAUUCAGUAGGUAUUUUAGUUUUAUCAUUAGCAAUAUUUUUAGGUAUCCUUUAGACUUAGAUGCUAAGCAGCUAAAGUCUAACAAUGUUAAAUUAUAUUUAUUUUGUUACUUGCAGUUUAUUAGUUGUAAUUCUAAUACGUAAUAAAUGUCAAAAUAGUGAA